This is a messenger RNA of Solea senegalensis (Senegalese sole), 4850 nucleotides long. RefSeq names its product sodium- and chloride-dependent creatine transporter 1-like. The coding region runs from base 451 to 2403 and encodes 650 amino acids. The transcript is spliced from 13 exons. Gene Ontology annotation, cellular component: membrane. Gene Ontology annotation, biological process: sodium ion transmembrane transport. The record is from RefSeq and is a predicted model, not a curated record. NCBI's taxonomy places the organism in Eukaryota, Metazoa, Chordata, Actinopteri, Pleuronectiformes, Soleidae.
UGUGGACUUGUGUUUGGACUGAUUCUGGUCCUAGCCUGGUUUGUGGAUUGGUGUUUGGACCGAUUCUGGUUCUAGCCUGGUUUGUGGACUGGUCUUUGGACUGAUUCAGGCUCUAGCCCGGUCUGUGGACUGGUCUUUGGACUGAUUCUGGUUCUAGCCCGGUCUGUGGACUGGUCUUUGGACUGAUUCUAGUUCUAGCCUGGUCAGUGGACUGGUUUUUUGACUGAUUCUGGUUCUAGCCUGGUCUGUGGACUGGUGUUUGGACUGAUUCUGGUUCUAACCUGGUUGGUGGACUGGUGUUUGGUCUGAUUCUGGUUCUAGCCUGGUUGGUUGACUGGUGAUUGGUCUGAUUCUGGUUCUAGCCUGGUUUGUUGGACCAGUUUCUGGACUAGUGUUUUGACUGGUUCUGGUUGCUGCCUGUCUCGUGGACUGGUUCUGGUUCCCGAUCAGAUGGAGAAUCUUCCUGCCUCUUCUGGUUCUCUGGUUCUCCUGGAGGAGACCAAGAAGAACCCGUUUAUCAAGUCCAAUGGCAUUGAGUAUGUGUCUUUAGCAGCAGCUAACGGUUCCGUCCCAUCGGUGGUGGUGACGAACUUCGGCGAUGGUCCAGACAAGAAAGGAGGUGUGGUCCCGGGGGUGGGGCCAGGAUACCAGGAGCGGGAGACAUGGACCCGGCAGAUGGACUUCAUCAUGUCCUGUGUUGGCUUUGCUGUUGGACUUGGAAACGUUUGGAGGUUCCCGUACCUGUGCUACAAGAAUGGAGGAGGUGUCUUCCUGAUCCCGUACCUGCUCAUCGUCUUCGUUGGAGGAAUCCCGAUCUUCUUCAUGGAAAUCUCUCUGGGUCAGUUCAUGAAGGCGGGCGGCAUCAACGCGUGGAACAUCGCGCCGCUCUUUAAAGGUCUGGGUUACGCCUCCAUGGUCAUCGUGUUUUUCUGUAACACAUACUACAUCAUGGUGUUGGCCUGGGGCCUCUACUACCUGGUCAAGUCGUUUAGCUCCACCCUGCCCUGGUCCACCUGUGAUAACGAAUGGAACACACCCAGCUGUGUGGAGACCUUCCAGCACCAGGACUGUAAAAACAGCAGCCUCACCAACAUCACCAUCACCGGCAACAUGACCUGUGCCCAGCUGGCAAACGCAAGCUCACCCAUCGUCGAGUUCUGGGAGAACAAGGUGCUGGACAUCUCAUCUGGUCUGGAUGAACCUGGACGUCUGAACUGGGAGAUCCUGCUGUGUUUAAUGGCCGUGUGGGUUAUUGUUUAUUUCUGUGUGUGGAAGGGAGUCAAAUCCACCGGGAAGGUGGUCUACAUCACAGCCACCUUCCCGUACCUGGUCCUCAUCAUCCUGCUGGUCAGAGGUGUGACUCUUCCAGGUGCUUAUGAUGGAAUCAUGUACUAUAUCAGUCCUGACUGGUCCAAACUGUCCCAGGCUCAGGUGUGGGUCGACGCCGGGACACAGGUCUUCUUCUCGUACGCCAUCGGCCUUGGUGCUCUGACGGCGCUGGGGAGCUACAACCGCUUUAACAACGACUGCCACAAAGACGCCUUCAUCCUCGCCUUCAUCAACAGUGGAACCAGUUUCUUUGCUGGUUUUGUCGUCUUCUCUAUUCUGGGCUUCAUGGCUGCAGAGCAGGGAGUGGAAAUCUCACAGGUGGCUGUGUCAGGUCCAGGUCUGGCCUUCAUCGCAUAUCCAAAGGCUGUCACGCUGUUGCCCGUGUCGCCGCUGUGGGCGGCGCUCUUCUUCAUCAUGCUGCUGCUGCUCGGCCUCGGCAGUCAGUUUGUGGGAGUGGAAGGAUUCGUCGCAGGAAUCCUGGAUCUGUUUCCGGGACAUUAUCAGUAUCGUUAUAAGAGAGAGAUUGCCGUGGUGAUCUGCUGCUUGCUCUGCUUCAUCAUUGACAUCUCCAUGGUGACACAGGGAGGAAUGUACGUCUUCCAGUUGUUCGAUUAUUACUCUGCCAGUGGAAUGACUCUGCUGUGGCAGGCCUUCUGGGAGUGUGUCGUUGUGGCCUGGGUCUAUGGUGCUGACCGCUUCAUGGAUGACAUCGCUCGUAUGAUCGGGUAUCGUCCGUUCUUCUGGGUCAAGUGGUGCUGGUUGUUUGUGACUCCAUGUGUGUGUAUGGGCAUCUUCCUGUUUCACCUGAUCACCUACAAACGUCUGACGUACAACAACGUGUACGUGUAUCCGUGGUGGGGCGAGGUGAUCGGCUGGUUCCUGGCGCUGUCGUCCAUGCUCUGUAUUCCCCUCACUUUCAUCUACAAACUCUUCAGAGCCAAAGGCUCCUUCGCUGAGCGCUGGUCUUACCUGACCACACCAGUGUGGGGCGCUCAUCACCUGGAGUACAUGGCCACGCCCCUGGCGCCGGGCAUCGACGACGACAGGGUCGUCAUCUCCGAGACUGUCAUGUAGGGCGUCGACCAAUCACAGAGCUCCACCUCCAACCGCCAUGACCUCGCCCUCCAGAGCUGCCGACCAGUCAUCACCAUUGAGAUGAGAAAAACAAAAAACAACACAGUUUAGGCCGACGCCCACUAUCUGUUUUUCUGUCAUGUGAUCAGAUAGAAAAAUAAUGUUGCUUCAAAUCAGUCUGAUGAUCAGUGUAAUCUGAUCUGAUCUGAUCUAAUCUAAUCUAAUCUUAUCUAAUCUGAUGUAAUCUAAUCUGAUUUUAUUUGAGCUAAUCUGACAUAAUCUGACGUAAUAUAAUCUGAUUUGAUAUAAUCUGAUAUAUGAUAUAAUGAUUUGAAGGAAAACAAAGGAAACUUUCAGCAGAGGCUGACAUGGUCACAUGACCACGCCGAGCUCAGUGGGGGUCACGUGACUACUGAAUGCACUUUACUUCACUAAUUGUUGCUGAUGAAUAUUCUGAUCGAUCGUCUUCCUGCUCUUGUCAUCAAUCUCCAGCCGUGACCUCUGACCUCGGGUCUGACCUCAAGGUUCCAGUGAGAUUUCAGUUUCCUCACGCAUGUCACAGAGGAGGCGGAGCUACGACUCCUGAAAGGAAAACAGAGAUGAUCGAUCAGUCUGAUUAUUGGUAAAUGAAACUGAGCCGAUCGGUGAUAUUUGAAUAAUUUACUUUAAAAUGAAAAAGAAAUUACAUCUCAUGUACUUUGACGUUGCUGUGGCUGAAAUCUCACUUGGUCUGACCUUUGGCCCCUCCUCAGGCUCCACCCCCUCAGGUCAACUUAAGUGCCAAACAGACACUGAUUUCAGACUCACAGCUGCCAAUCAUGUUCACUGAGCUCCUCCCUCUGCCUCUGACCAACCCCCACCUUCUCCCUCCCUCCCUGAGCUCCACCUUCUGUCUCUGAUCCCCCCCAGCUCCUCCCCCCUCCCUGAGCCCCUCCCUCCACCACAGAGAUCCUCCCCUCACCGACACGUUUAAUCCGAAAUCAAGAACAAACUAAGAUUGUGAUGAAUAAAAAUGCUUCAUCAUGGAGACGUGAUGAUGAGUCACAUGUCCUCAGUGUGUGCCGCGUCAGUGUGGUGACCCGAUGGGAGCUGGAGGACUCCGCCUUAUGUCGCUGUCUUACGAGCUGACGCCACUUUUCCCGCCAUCAGCUGUCUGUGGGGGCGUGUCUACAACUGUCUCCUAGCAACCAGUCACACAGCACGGGUGGGAUUUACGAUGACGUCGUUUGCUGCACUUUUUAAAAAGAAAAUGUAUUUUGUAAAAAAUAUCAGAGAUUUAUCAAUAAUUAUUGAUCAUGUGUGUGAUCGUUUUAUUUUGAUUGAGUAAAUGUCCGCGCUGCCAUCUGCCACCAGCAGGAGGCGACAGUGGGAGGAGUCUCAUACUUUUUGUUUUUACAGAUUUACAGCAGUGUUUGUGUGAUGCAGCGAGGGGGCGGGGCUUCUGUCGUAGUGGGUUUGUCUUUGUGUGAUUGAUGCAAAAUGAAAAGGGAUUUUUUUACAUUUUUUUCCUGUUCUUUAUUGAUACUUUACCUCUGACCCGCCCACUGCUCGUCUCCACCCACUCCUCUUCUACGCCCACUGCUCGUCUUUAAAAAUAAUACUACAAGCUUAAACUCCAUUUCCCAGCAGGCAGUGGGAUUUUCACCUUAAACUCAUGAAUAUUUAACAUUUUUAUUAGAUUCUAAAAUAAUAAGUUGAGUUUGUUAAUAAAUUUAAUGAAAAAUAAAUUUAGUUGUAAAAUAAGUUUUUUAAUUUAUUAACAAAAUAAUAUUUUGUUUAAAAAAACAACAUAAAAAUACACAUUUUAUUUUAAUAUUAAUCAUUAAUCUGAAAAAAAUUAAUUUAGGGACAAAAAAUGAUUUAAUUUAAAAGUCAAUGUUACUUUAAGACUUUUAGAAAACCUUUAUAAGCAAAGUAAAACAAAUAUUGUGAUAAAAAUCUAUUAUUUAUAACGUUAUAAUGUGUCGUCAUUUGAUCUUUGAGACAAAAGUUUUAACUUUUAAAAUUCAGCUUCAUUUCUCGAGUGAUUUCAGAUUUGACCAUAAACAACAAAAUGAUUUCCUGUCUGCAGUGAGACCAGCAGGAGGCGCUCUACUCCUCCUCCUGUGUCUGCAGUGAGACCAACAGGAGGCGCUCUACUCUUCCUCCUGUGUCUGCAGUGAGACCAGCAGGUGGCACUCCACUGUCUUUAUGCCCCGCCCACUCUUUGUUGUUACAGUGUCACUUCCUGUUUACGUUGUCUUUCUGACUGUAGCGAAACAAAAGUUAUUGAUUAUAAGUAAUAUUUACACUAAUGAUGACAUGAGACGCUAACAAGAUGCUAACGAGUCACUCUCUGAUGAUGUCAUUAUUUGUUUCAUUGACCUCUGACCUUGCAAGGGUCACAUGUUCUAAUCCACUGUGAUCAUUGUAGUUUCUUCAGCAAUAAAAGCAGCAGAUUAACACUU